This is a messenger RNA of Micromonas pusilla CCMP1545, 1238 nucleotides long. RefSeq lists its product as uncharacterized. The record is from RefSeq and is a predicted model, not a curated record. The transcript has 2 exons. The coding region runs from base 1 to 1188 and encodes 395 amino acids. NCBI's taxonomy places the organism in Eukaryota, Viridiplantae, Chlorophyta, Mamiellophyceae, Mamiellales, Mamiellaceae.
AUGACCUCGAAGCCGAGGCUGCUGACGUGCUACGUCUGCGCGCGCGAGUACGGCACCAAGUCGAUCGCGAUCCACAUCCCGCAGUGCCGCCGAACGUUCGAAGCGAGAGAGGCGCUGAAGCGCGACGCGAGAGACCGCCGGCGAUGCCCGGAUCCGCCGCCGGGAUACAUGGAUCUCAUCGACGCGAUCGGCGCGUCGCGGUCGCUCGGCGAGACGCUCGCGGCGGCGUCGCUGACGCCGCCGUCGCCCGGGUCGCUGUCCACGCGCGCCAAGGGGAGCCUCGUCGUGGACGCGAUCAACGACGCGGCGUACAGGAGGUGGAGCGACGAGGUGCUGAGGAAGUGCGAGCGGUGCGGUCGGAGUUUUAAUCCGGACGCGUAUACGCGUCACGCGGCGCGUUGCGCCGGGAAGGGGCUGUCCCCGGCGCGGCGGUCCGCGCGCGCGGCGGCGUCGCGCGGCGGGAAAGUGGUGGACGUGGGGACGAAGGUCGCGGCGAAGCCGCGCUCGCCGGCGAAGGCGCCGCGCGCUCGGACGAUCGCGUUCGACGACGACGACGACGACGACGAAGUCUGUGGGGAUUCCGGGGACGACGCCGGGGACGACGCCGGGGACGACUCGGCGCGCUGCGCCUCGGACGAGGACGCGCCGCACGGCCGCCCCGUUCUCUCCGGCGUCGCGCUCGACACCACCCACGCGCCGUCGCUCGGCGCGGUCAGGGUGUACGAGAACGAGGACUGGUACCUCGCGCGCGUGAGCGUCCCGGACUGCGACGACGAGCGGUUCGUCGUCGAAAUCUCAAACGGCGACCGCGGCGACCGCGCGGAGAUCGUCGUGGAGGGCGUCGUGACCGGCGCCGCGGACGGCGCCGUCGAGCGCGCGGUGCCGGUGUCCAUCUCGAACCCGGGGGUGUGCGUCGACUCGUACUUCACCCCCGUGCUCGGUCCGGGGACGUACCUGCCCGAGCUGCCGAACCCGGGGCGGUGGUCGCGGAAGUUCGCGCUGCCGGGUCCGGUGGUUUUGGAGCUUCGCGACGUCGACGGUCGGCUGCCCCCGGGUGAGACGCGGACGCACUACAAGAUCGUGCAUCAGCAGUCGCGGACGCUGGAGCUGUACUUUUGGAAGGAGAAGCCGAGCGACGUGCUCUCGCCGGUGCGGUCCCCGGGCGUCGACCGAGGCUUCUUCGCGUGACGGCGUCGCGUAUCUAUCUAUCUUAUAUCUAUCCGCCUAGUCGCUACGUU